This is a messenger RNA of Apodemus sylvaticus (European woodmouse), 4891 nucleotides long. It is a transcript of the gene Limd1, whose product is annotated as LIM domain containing 1. Gene Ontology annotation, biological process: negative regulation of hippo signaling; response to hypoxia; regulation of DNA-templated transcription. Gene Ontology annotation, cellular component: nucleus; adherens junction; P-body. The record is from RefSeq and is a predicted model, not a curated record. Gene Ontology annotation, molecular function: transcription corepressor activity. The coding region runs from base 448 to 2547 and encodes 699 amino acids. NCBI's taxonomy places the organism in Eukaryota, Metazoa, Chordata, Mammalia, Rodentia, Muridae. The transcript has 8 exons.
GCCCGGGGCGGGCGCAGCCGGCCAGCAAGCUCCGGGGAUUGACUACCCGCGCGCUCACUUCCGCGUCCCGCCGCCGGCCGCCGCCAUCGGACAAUGGGCCGCGCGCCGCGGCUGCGGUGAGCUCUGCAGGAUCCCGCCGCCGGCCCCGGGCCAAGGGCUGUCGGGUGCGUUUGCAAGUUUGGUUGCCCGAGGUGGAUGUGAGUUUACUUCUCCUGUGUACAUUCUCUGUCUUCUUUCGUCUGUUUUGGGUUUUAUGACUUGGAGAAGAGAACUUUUCUAAGCAGGCCGGGCACAACUGAAGGCUGCUCUGCCCCCACGUGGACGCUCCCCAGGGGGAAAGAAGUCUGAAAGUAAACUUAGCCCCGCUGGCCUGAAGGCCUCAACUUCGGCUGGACUGUAAGUAAGUUUUAGAGUCAUGACCUUCUUGCUGGGCAGGUGGGAAUCUUUAUGCGCCUUGGGCUGGACCUGAAACCUCGGCCAGCAUCCAAAUCUCCCCCGCCCCAAUCACACCUUGUACCAGGGCUAGCCCCCCACCCCCCGACACUGAUCUACAGCAUGGAUAAAUAUGACGAUCUGGGCCUUGAGGCCAGUAAAUUCAUCGAGGACCUGAACAUGUAUGAGGCCUCCAAGGAUGGGCUCUUCCGGGUGGACAAGGGUGCUGGCAACAACCCAGAAUUUGAGGAAACUCGAAGGGUGUUCGCUACCAAGAUGGCCAAAAUCCACCUCCAGCAGCAGCAGCAGCAGCUCCUACAGGAGGAGGCCCUACCUAGGGCAGGCAGAAGCCCGGUCAACGGUGGGAACCGUCAGGGUGCGAGCAGCAAGCUGGCGGCAGAUGGGGCCGCUAAACCUCCUCUGGCUGUGCCAGCAGUCUCACCUGGAUUAGCUACCACCACUGCGGCCGUGCAGCCCCCAUACCCAUCUCAGGAGCUGAGGACCAGGCCAUCUGUCCAUGGUGCAAGGCCUGGCAGUCAGAACUGCGGUUCCAGAGAGGGACCUGUGAGUUCCCAGAGACCUGCAUCACACAGUCUGGUUCCCUGUGAAGACCCUUCCUGCCUCACUCACGGAGACUAUUAUGACAAUUUCUCCUUGACAAGCCCACAGUGGGGUGAUAAACCAGAAGGGUCCCCCAGCAUGAGUGUAGGGAGUGGAUGGCCUGGUUGUUCAGGGAAUGAUUCCACAUUGCCCAGAUCCUGUGGGGACCAUCACCCUUACCAGCCACAGCUCUCCAUGUCCUCUGGCAGGUCUUUUGAAAGUGGCAUCAGUGGCCAGGACGGUGGCAUGGGUGGCCAUAGCAGUGGGAAGCCAACAGGCCUUUGGUCCACUGCUUCCUCUCAGCGAGUGAACCUCGGUUUUACUAACAUGAGCUUGGAGAAUGGGACCCCAGCUCAAGCCAAGGGCACAACUGUUUCAGCACUGAUGGCCCCUAGCAGCACUAGCCAGGGAGCUUGUCCGAGAAGAGAUCCAGGUCUGGGAUAUGAGGCUUCAGGCGGGGUCUUCAAACCCCUUGUGGACACUCAGCCUUGGCUCCAGGAUGGGCCCAAGUCUUACCUCUCUGUUUCUGCUCCAUUAUCCUCAACAACUGGCAAGGACAGUGCCCAGACAGGUAUGACCACUGGGCUGGAUCCUAAGCUUGGGUGCGUGGAGUCUGGCACUAGUCCCAAGCCCAGCCCCGCCAGUAAUGUCCAUCCGGUAAUGUCCACUCCAUCUGAGUUAUCUUGUAAAGAGAGCCCUCCCAGCUGGUCCUCUGACAGUAGCCGGGGACCUGUGCUCCCAGGGAGCCCCACCCCCUCCAGGGUGAGGCUGCCCUGCCAGACCCUCGCACCGGGCCCUGAGCUUGGACCCUCCACUGCGGAAUUGAAGUUGGAAGCCCUCACCCAGCGUCUGGAGCGAGAGAUGGAUGCUCACCCCAAAGCUGACUACUUUGGAUCCUGUGUGAAAUGCAGCAAAGGGGUGUUUGGAGCUGGCCAGGCCUGUCAGGCCAUGGGGGAUCUCUACCACGAUGCAUGCUUCACCUGUGCGGCCUGCAGCAGGAAGUUAAGAGGAAAGGCCUUCUAUUUUGUCAAUGGCAAAGUAUUCUGUGAGGAAGACUUUUUGUACUCUGGCUUUCAGCAGUCUGCGGACAGGUGUUUUCUUUGUGGACACCUGAUCAUGGACAUGAUCCUACAGGCCCUAGGGAAGUCCUAUCACCCUGGCUGUUUCCGCUGCGUCAUCUGUAAUGAAUGUCUGGAUGGGGUUCCUUUCACCGUGGACUCCGAGAACAAGAUCUACUGUGUCCGAGAUUAUCACAAGGUGCUGGCCCCCAAGUGUGCAGCCUGUGGCCUUCCCAUCCUUCCAGCAGAGGGUUCAGAUGAGACCAUCAGAGUUGUGUCCAUGGACAGAGACUACCACGUAGAGUGCUACCACUGUGAGGACUGUGGUCUGGAGCUCAAUGAUGAGGAUGGUCACCGCUGCUAUCCACUGGAGGACCACCUGUUCUGUCACUCCUGCCAUGUCAAGAGACUGGAGAAAGGACCCUCACCUGCACCCCUCCACCAGCACCACUUCUAGCAAAAAGAUGCAGUUGGGAUGUGGGGCCCUCCGGGGAGGUAUCUGCGUAGCACUUCUGAGCUCCCCCACAGCUGGGCCACAGGAAGAGAAGGGACAAGAGGUUGAGUUCCUCUGUGUGUGUGUGUGUGUGUGUGUGUGUGUGUGUGUGUGUGUGUGAAGGGUAUCUUUCUUUUAACCACAGCAGGGUGCACUCCCCAUCCAGUCCAUGGGCUUCCCAAGUACUUUUCUCUAUUGCUACACUUUCUUCACUGAAUCACUCAGGAAGACGCUCCAGCUUGCACAUGGCGCCUGACACAAGAUGGGGGCUGUGUGACUGGACACAUCCUACUCCCUGGAAAACAGGUUUUCAGAUUGUGUUGAGCACAUUCCACAGAGUCCCUAAAGAGAAACAGUGAUGGAGGUGAGCAGCGCGUCCCUCCUGUAGGAGAGUGCCCGCACACAGAUAACCCUCCUCACAGGCCAGCCUAUGGCAUGACUUAACAGUUCAGUCCACUUCAGAGCUUUAGUUCUUCGGAGAAGGCUUCGAACACUUAACUGCCUUACAGCAAGAAAGAGGCACUGCAAAUGCUUUGUACCUUGGAGUUUGCUUGGUGAACGAGAGCUAAGCUUGGACAUCUGGGAGGCUGGGUCUCCCCUGUUACGCCUCUGCCUUUCCUCCUGCACUUCCAUCCCCUCGGCAGUGGGGCUGGGCAGAGGCCUGCCCUGUUCUAUACAGCCCCUCAGAGAGAACCGGUGCAGGCACCAGGCUUCUUGUCCAUGCCCGGUGCUGUGUUUUCAUUGCUUCCUCCAGUCUGUGACAUUGGAGUUGCUUCCUCAAGGUGAGUCUGAGGACCAUGUCUUCACAUCCCUGCCAACAUUUUCAACUUAUUUGAGCAUGACCGUUGGGAAUCCCAGUCUGUAUCCUGGGAGAGAGCACCUUCUACAAGGAAAGUUUUGUGUGUGAGAUCUCAAAGCUAGCCCCAGAGGGAGUGCAUGAGCUUGUUUCAGAUGUAUCUCUCUGGUCCACUUCUCAGCACAUUCGUUUGGUUUGAGGAAACCAAUAUAAGGUACACUGCUUUGGUCUGGUUUGGUCUGUUUUUUUUUUUUUUUUUUUUUUUUUUAAAACUUCAUUAUUACUCUCUACCUUUUUCCACAUACAAAACAUACCUCAGAUAGUUUUCACAAAAUCACAGAUCAAAGAAGAAUUCAUCCACCAUAUUAGAGACCAUUGGUGUAUCAGCAGUAGCCAAUUCCGAACUCUUGACUAUAGCUAAGCCACACAGUGGCAAUACAAGGCCUUCUGAGACUAGAUGCAACUGAAAUCAGCACUCUAGCCUCAUGUGUCUCUGCAUGCCAGCUCCCGAGGCAGCCAGGCUAAGAGGGAGACCACAUGCUGACAAAAUUAGGACCACUUCUGAGGUGGAUAUGUGGACAUAUCCAGCCUCCCAACAUUUGAGAGGCCGAAGUUUAUGAAGUAGGAGUUUAAGGCUGUUCUCAACUACAUGAGGCCAUGACCUCACUCAAAAAAACUUAAAAGAAAACCACAACAACAAGAAACACCCACCCAGCACUGAAGAACAUAGUUAACUUUGCAUAUCACUUCCUGAGGCCAAAGGUCAGUGUCUCCUUGGAAGUUCAAAUGGGUAAAACUGAAAAAACAAAACCAAAAUGGGCUUCCAUCUGCUGUCCUAUCUUCAGGGAGUGCCCCAUGACUUGUGGCAGGAAGGCUGCAGUGUCACAUCUCAGCAGUCAGGCUGGGUACCCAGCAGCAGGCUUGGGUGAUGAAGCAAGGUCCGUAGAGCCCCUGCCACAUGUGAAUGUGGACUCUUGGCUAGGCCUCAGCUACACUAUUGCAAUCCUGUUGGCCUCUGUUGCCUGUGAGAAGUUCAGAACUAGCACUGUGGACCAGGACUAUCUCUUUCAUUUUUAUAAAGGUUCCUUCUGUUGGGAUUCUUUGGCCAGAUGUUACUUGUUUCCUGUUCUACACAGAGGGCCCCCCCCCCCUUAAAAAAAAAAAAAGCUAUGAAUAUACGGGGCCACAGAGAUAGACCCUGAGACUAGCCCUGAUUUUUCUCUUCCAGUUACCCAGGUUGGCUUUGGCAAGGGUGGCAGGGAAAGGAAAUGAGACAAUAUGUCUUUGCCUUUGUUGAGGUUCUGGUAUAGUCUAAUUUUGAGUCAAUAUGAUUGAUGAAAAUUGCAUUGGAAUUAGUAUCAGAAGUAGAUGGGAUUUGUUUGCAAAUUGAAUAAUUUAAAACUCUGUGAUCAAUUAAGUGAAAUUCCUGAUUGAGGUGAUUCAGAUCUGUUUGCAAAUACUACAUUUUAUAUUAUCAAAAAAGCAAUAAAGAAAUUUGUAGAUUUCCCAGAA